AUGUCCUUUGAUACAACUGAAAAUGAUGCAAUAAUUGCUCGACUUUUGUCCGAAGAUGAUGAUAUUGAACCGAGUUCAUUUAUUCCAUCGAAAAAAUUCAAAACUGAUCAUGUACAACAAACAAUAAAUAAUUCAUCGUCGACUGAAAAAACGGAUAUUCGUAAACAAAUUGAUGAAGAUAGUGAAAUGGCUAUUAUUAUACAAAUUGAAGAAAUUGUUUUACUAGAAAGUGAAAAAACCAUCGAAGUUACUGAUGCGCAAUUGGAAAAAACUCAUGCUGGUAUAACAAAUGCUUUGCAAUCGACAGAAUCAACGGAUAAUAUGACUAAAAUCUUUGGUAUGUUUGCUGCUAUACAAACUCGAUAUACUGAUUGUCAAGCGAAAAACCAAGAUUUAAUUGAUAAAAUUCAAAAAAUAUCAGUGACACUUUAUCCAACAUUAAUUUCAUUGAAAUUACCAGGAAAUACUGGUGGUUUGAAACCAUCUCCAGCAAUUCUUGCUAUUGGUCUUAUUACUAAUGUUCUUCAAGGUAAAAUCGAUUUGAAUGAAGCAAAACAACUUGUAUCGAACUUAAUAUUAAUGUGGAGUGAAUCAACUGAUUGGUGUGAAUUUUGUGAACAACUUGUUUAUAUAUUAGUAGCGAUAACAAUACCAGCAUUUGCUCAAAGAGCUAUGGGAAAAAUAAUGGAAAAAAUUUCAUCAUCGAAAUAA
This is a messenger RNA of Adineta steineri, 711 nucleotides long. The record is from the annotation of a GenBank genome assembly. Lineage: Eukaryota; Metazoa; Rotifera; Eurotatoria; Adinetida; Adinetidae.